AUGUCUAGCACUACAGUGACCAUCGCUCUGGCCGUGGGCGCAAUAACGGCGCUAUAUCUUUACAUCACAAAUUCCAGCCGCAAAGAUGCCACCGAGAAACCUCUUCUGAAACUUCCCCUCAUAGGCGAUAUCCACAGCUCUCCAAUCGAGAAGCCCCUGGUCAAUUGGAGCGCAUGGUCCAAAGAACAUGGGCCGAUUACAGUGCCCAAGCUCUUUGGCAUUGUACCUAUCGUCGUGCUCAAUUCGUAUGAAGCUGUCACUGAACUCUUCAGUCGGCGUAGUCAAUGGUACAGCAACCGGCCAGCCUCUGUGAGCAUGGAAAUGAUCACAGGGGCUGAGCCAGGUCGUUCACGGUUUACGCUGAUGCAUGACUAUGACGACCAUCUCAAGCUGCAUCACCGCAUUCUGGCUCCAAGUCUUGGCGCGCCUGCUGCCAGCCAGUAUCAACCGCUCAUGGAACUCGAGGCAAAGCAACUGCUCUUCGAUCUCGUCUCAGCCUUAAGCAAAUCAACAGAUGGAUCCACAAUCUCUACAAAGACUGUAUACCCUCUUCUCGAGCGAACUCAAUCCAGCGUCAUCCUCGCCCUCCACUAUGGCAUCCGGAUUCCCAAAUUCGAAGAACCAAUCCUCCAUGAAGUAAUCCACAUCCAAGAAAAAGUCACACAUCUAGCCGCAAACCCUCAACUCCCAGAUAUGAUGCCUUUCCUCCGCCACCUCCCCUCCUUCAUUUCUCCCUGGCAGCGCUACGCCGACAAGCUAUACGCCUCGCAAGUCGAUCUCUACAUGCGCCUCUUACGCCACGGCCAAGAAGCCCCCGGCUGGAACGCCACAAAACAAGCCUUCGUAACCGCAAAGAAAUACGCUCCUGAAGACGCCCCAGUAUCCGAUCUCGACCUCGCCUUCACGCUCGCAACGUCCAUCCAAGGCGGGAUGGAAACCUCACCACGCCAAAUCCUCUGGCUGUUCGUCGCGGCGCUGCAGAAUCCCGGAUUCAUGGCGCGCGCGCACGAAGAGCUGGAUAAGGUCGUUGGUCGCGAGCGUCUGCCGAGUUUCGCAGACCGCAACGGCCUUGCUUACGUCGAUGCCGUUGCACACGAAGUUUUCCGCUGGCGGCCUAUUUCGCCUGGCUCGAUUCCACGUCGCGCAGACCGGGCGGAUGAAUUUGGCGGCGUAAAGAUCGCCAAGGGAGUUACUAUCAUGGCGAAUGCAUGGGCGAUUGGGCGCGAUGAGAAAGUGUUUGAUCCGUCGUUUGGCGAUGCGCAGGAUUUUGUGCCUGAGCGGUGGCUGCGUGAUGGGAAGGUUCGUGGUGAUCUGCCGCUGCCGGUGUUUGGGCAGGGCAGGAGGAUAUGUCAGGGAAAGCGGGUGGCUACUGAUGGGACGUUUAUGAACAUUGCACAUUUGCUUUGGGCGUUUGAUGUGGAGGCUAUCGAGAGUGAAGAGGUGGAUCCGUGGGCGAUGGUGGUGGCGGGCUUCAUGACUGAGCCUAGGCCGUUCAAGUUUCGUUUGAAGCCUAGGGGAGAUUGGGUACUUGAUGUGGUGAGGAGGGAGUGGGAAAGCACUGAGAAGAGUCUAGACAGAGUAAUGGGUGUUGCUAAUGAUGUCGAGAAGUAGUAUUAGUUUAUGAUUUCCAACCAGUUUCAUGAUGG
Messenger RNA from Parastagonospora nodorum SN15, 1646 nucleotides. RefSeq lists its product as hypothetical. Lineage: Eukaryota; Fungi; Ascomycota; Dothideomycetes; Pleosporales; Phaeosphaeriaceae. The transcript has a single exon. Gene Ontology annotation, molecular function: heme binding; oxidoreductase activity, acting on paired donors, with incorporation or reduction of molecular oxygen; iron ion binding. The record is from RefSeq and is a predicted model, not a curated record. Bases 1 to 1611 code for a protein of 536 amino acids.